UGGAGCCAAAUGGAUUUAUUUAUUUAUUUUAACAGCUCUCUCUCUCACCGUAGAGGGAAGCCAGCGAUUUCUCCCUCUCCCUCCGUAGUGGACGGCGACGGCGACGAUCAGCGGCGAACCCAGCAGAUGGCGACGGCCGCCGGCAGAGUUUCUUACUCGGCGGUGAAGUUUCUGCUGGGAUUACCUGGUCCUCUUCCUUUCGUACUCGAAACCGGAUACAUGGAUGUGGGGAAUUUUGAGGAUGUGCAAUUGUUUCACUAUCAUGUCAAAUAGGAAGAAAAUCCCCAAACGGAGAGCGAAUUGUCUUUUUGUUGUCGUUCUUGUUCAUCGGCGGAAGUGAUAAUGGCGUUUUUUAGUGGCGGGGCAGGCGGGGAUGUUUACAACACAACAGAAUAGCAUUGGUCGAAUAUGCAACACAAAGCAAAAUUUAACAACCCUUUUGAACUGUCUUUACGGAAGCUAAUUGCAGCAUAUUGUUAAUUUCUUUAUCGUUAAUGAGAAGAUACUUUCCUUAGAAUCUACUCAUAAUUCUGGUUACAUUUCCUAUAAAUGAGGGGGGCAUGUGUCUGCUGCUUCACAAGCCGAUCACCCGACAACAUCAAUCAUCAGAAUCCCCACAGUGACAAGCUUUCUCAGAGCCCUGUCGUGACCAUGGAGACCAUGCAGAAGAACAAUGACAGUGAUGUUUUAGGGGCUACUAAUAUCUUACUGAACCAUGACUUCUCAAUGGGACUGCAAUUUUGGCACCCUAAUAGCUGUGAUGGCCACGUAGCUCCGGCCGAGUCAAAUUACCGAGAAGAGGCAUCCGUCAAUUCAUGUGCUAAGUAUGCUGUUGUUACUAAUCGAAAUGAAUGCUGGCAGGGAUUGGAGCAGGAAAUCACCAAUAAAAUUUCUCCAGGUAUUACUUAUUCAGUUUCUGCAAGUGUUGGAGUAUCAGGACCUCUUCAAGGAUCUGCUGAUGUCCUAGCAACCUUAAAGCUAGAAUACAAAGAUUAUGCUACGAGCUUUUUGUUCAUUGGGAGAACUUCUGUGUUGAAAGAUAAGUGGGAGACGUUGGAAGGUACAUUCUCCUUGUCGCCCAUGCCAGACCGUGUCGUAUUCUAUCUGGAAGGACCUUCUCCGGGCAUUGAUUUACUCAUACAGUCAGUGGAGAUUACCUGUGCUGUUCCAAAUCAAUUGGAGGCCAGAAGUGCCAAUGCUGACGAUGAGAAUAUAAUUCUAAACCCAAGUUUUGAGGAUGACGUAAAAAACUGGUCUGGAAGAGGAUGCAAGAUUGCUCUGCACGAUUCAAUGGGAAAUGGAAAAGUUCUCCCACAGUCUGGGAAGUUUUUUGCCUCCGCAACCGAGCGCGCACAGAGCUGGAACGGGAUUCAGCAGGAGAUCACAGGAAGAGUGCAGAGAAAGCUUGCUUAUGAUGUUGCUGCUGUUGUUCGAGUAUAUGGCAACAAUAUCACCACUACUGAUGUACGGGCUACUUUAUGGGCGCAAACACCAAAUCUCCGUGAACAAUAUAUUGGAAUUGCCAAUGUGCAGGCAACAGAUAAGGAUUGGGUAAAAUUACAGGGGAAGUUUCUUUUAAAUGCUUCCCCAUCAAAGGUUGUCAUCUAUAUUGAAGGUCCACCUUCUGGAGUUGAUAUUCUCAUCAACAGUCUUGUUGUAAAGCAUUCACAAAAGGUUCCUCCUUCACCUCCACCAGUUGUUGAGAAUCCAGCCUAUGGAGUCAACAUAAUUGAGAAUAGCAAUCUGAGUAAUGGCACCAAUGGAUGGUUUCCCCUUGGAAAUUGUACGUUAAAUGUUGGAACAGGGUCGCCGCGUGUCGUUCCUCCUAUGGCUAGAGAUUCCCUUGGCCCUUCUGAACCUCUAAGCGGCCGGUACAUCCUUGUGACGAAUCGCACACAGACUUGGAUGGGUCCUGCUCAGAUGAUCACUGAUAAGGUGAAACUCUUUCUAACAUACCAAGUGUCUGCUUGGGUAAAGGUUGGCUCUGGGGCAACUGGUGCACAAAAUGUCAAUGUUGCACUCGGAGUUGAUAGCCAAUGGGUCAAUGGCGGGCAAGUCAAGAUUAGUGAUGAUCGAUGGCAUGAAAUUGGGAGUUCCUUUAGGAUUGAGAAACAAUCAGCAAAGAUUAUGGUUUAUAUACAAGGUCCUGCUCCAAACGUUGACUUAAUGGUUGCUGGACUUCAAAUUUUUCCUGUCGAUCGCCAUGCAAGGUUAAGAUAUUUGAAGACACAGACAGAUAAGAUUCGCAGGCGCGAUAUCACCCUCAAAUUUUCAGGAUCCAGCUCUAGUGGCACAUUUAUAAAAGUUAGACAAAUGAAGAACAGUUUUCCUUUUGGGACUUGCAUCAGUAGAACAAACAUUGACAAUGAAGAUUUUGUGAACUUCUUGGUGAAGAAUUUCAAUUGGGCUGUGUUUGGAAACGAGCUCAAGUGGUAUUGGACAGAGCCACAACAAGGAAACUUCAACUAUAAGGAUGCUGAUGAGUUGUUGGAUUUGUGCAAGAGCCACAACAUAGAGACUCGUGGUCACUGCAUCUUCUGGGACGUGCAAGGUACAGUACAACAAUGGAUUCAAUCUUUGAACAAUAAUGAUAUGAUGGUUGCCGUUCAAAAUCGCGUUACGGACCUAUUGACACGCUACAAGGGGAAGUUCAUGCACUACGAUGUCAACAAUGAGAUGUUGCAUGGAUCAUUCUAUCAAGAUCAUCUCGGAAAAGAUAUUCGAGCUAACAUGUUCAAGACCGCUAACAAACUCGAUCCAUCAGCUCUCCUAUUCGUGAAUGACUAUCACGUCGAGGAUGGAUGCGACGCCAAAUCUUGUCCAGAAAGGUACAUAGAGCAAAUUCUUGAACUGCAAGAGCAAGGAGCUCCAGUGGAAGGAGUUGGGAUCCAAGGGCAUAUUGACAGUCCAGUGGGACCAAUUGUUAGUUCCGGUUUAGAUAAAAUGGGCAUUUUAGGCCUUCCAAUCUGGUUCACAGAACUUGACGUGUCAUCCAUAAACGAAUACAUUAGAGCGGAUGACUUGGAAGUUAUGCUUCGAGAAGCUUUUGCUCAUCCUGCAGUAGAAGGGGUAAUGUUAUGGGGAUUCUGGGAGCUCUUUAUGAGCCGGGACAAUUCUCAUUUAGUGAAUGCAGAAGGAGAGAUCAACGAAGCUGGCAAACGAUACAUCGCCCUGAAACAUGAAUGGCUUUCGCAUGCGAGUGGGCAGAUUGACGAGAAAAGUGAAUUCAAAUUCCGAGGUUUUCAAGGAACAUACAAUAUACAGACUGUGGAUGCGUCAAAAAAGAUGUCAAAAACAUUUGUCGUCGAAAAGGGAGAUGCACCCGUGGUGAUAUCUAUAGAUCUGUGAAACACGACUGCUGAACACAUGAAGCUGCACUGUACAUACAUUUCCAAAGAUGUGGGAUUAUACAAUAGAAAGAAAGUUCCCUCUCCUUGUAUGUGAUUUCUAGUCUGUAAUUUCCAUUCAGAGUAACAAAUACACGUGUGCUGUUCUCGUUGGUUGUCUUACAUAGGAAGAGAAGCAUCCUUAUAAAUGUGAUCAAGUUUAUGUCAGUUUACCUGAA
Momordica charantia (bitter melon) is the source of this 3565-nucleotide messenger RNA. RefSeq names its product endo-1,4-beta-xylanase 1. The record is from RefSeq and is a predicted model, not a curated record. Gene Ontology annotation, molecular function: hydrolase activity, hydrolyzing O-glycosyl compounds. Lineage: Eukaryota; Viridiplantae; Streptophyta; Magnoliopsida; Cucurbitales; Cucurbitaceae. Gene Ontology annotation, biological process: carbohydrate metabolic process.